Molecule: messenger RNA, 2145 nt
Organism: Helianthus annuus (common sunflower)
Lineage: Eukaryota; Viridiplantae; Streptophyta; Magnoliopsida; Asterales; Asteraceae
Product: ABC transporter E family member 2
Exons: 10
Coding region: 96-1913 (605 amino acids)
Biological process (GO): translational termination; translational initiation; ribosomal subunit export from nucleus
Molecular function (GO): iron ion binding; ATP hydrolysis activity; ribosomal small subunit binding
Source: RefSeq, a predicted model, not a curated record
AAAAGCAAUCCUGAGUCCUUAGAACCCUAGGCUGCUUGCUGGAGUUGUGUUCCAAGCACACGACACGCCUGCCUCUUCUGAACUCCGAUCGAUCAAUGGCGGAUCGAUUGACUCGUAUCGCCAUCCUCAAAGAAGAUCGUUGCAAGCCCAAGAAGUGCCGACAGGAAUGCAAGAAAAGCUGUCCUGUUGUUAAAACUGGUAAGCUAUGUAUUGAGGUCACUUCUCAAUCAAAGGUGGCGUAUAUCUCCGAGGAGCUUUGCAUAGGGUGUGGUAUAUGUGUUAAGAAAUGCCCGUUCGAUGCAAUUGAGAUCAUCAAUUUACCAAAAGAUUUGGAUAAAGAUACAACUCAUCGUUAUGGGGCCAACACCUUCAAAUUGCACAGGUUGCCUGUCCCGAGGCCUGGGCAAGUUCUCGGUUUGGUUGGAACAAAUGGAAUCGGAAAGUCUACAGCUCUCAAAGUUUUGGCUGGAAAGUUGAAACCCAAUUUGGGCCGUUUUAAUAACCCUCCAGAUUGGCAAGAAAUUUUAACUUACUUUCGAGGUUCUGAGUUGCAAAACUACUUUACUCGUAUUCUUGAAGAUAAUUUGAAGGCAAUCAUAAAGCCACAGUAUGUUGAUCAUAUUCCAAAAGCAGUUCAAGGGAAUGUUGGACAGGUACUUGACCAGAAAGAUGAGAGAGAUGUUAAGGCAGAGCUUUGUGUAGACCUUGAGCUGAAUCAGGUUAUUGAUCGUAAUGUUGGCGAUUUGUCUGGAGGGGAGCUUCAAAGGUUUGCAAUUGCUGUUGUUGCCAUACAGAAUGCUGAGAUUUAUAUGUUUGAUGAGCCCUCAAGUUAUCUUGAUGUCAAACAAAGGCUUAAAGCUGCUCAAGUUAUCAGAUCUUUGCUUAGAGCCAACAGCUACGUGAUUGUUGUGGAGCACGAUUUGAGUGUGCUUGAUUACCUAUCAGACUUCAUUUGCUGUCUCUAUGGGAAGCCUGGUGCAUAUGGUGUUGUGACACUACCCUUCUCUGUCAGAGAAGGAAUUAAUAUCUUUUUGGAAGGGUAUGUGCCCACAGAAAACCUUCGUUUUCGUGACGAAUCUCUCACAUUUAAGGUAGCUGAGACACCACAGGAGAGUGCUGAAGAAAUUGAAACAUAUGCACGCUAUAAAUACCCAACUAUGUCUAAAACACAAGGUGGUUUCAAACUUAAAGUGGUUGAGGGUGAGUUCACGGACUCUCAGAUCAUAGUAAUGCUUGGUGAAAAUGGAACAGGAAAGACCACGUUUAUUCGUAUGCUGGCUGGUAUACUUAAGCCUGAUACCAUAGAAGGCUCUGAGACGGAGAUACCUGAGUUUAAUGUCUCGUACAAACCUCAAAAGAUCAGUCCCAAGUUCCCUCAUUCAGUCAGGCAUUUGUUACAUCAAAAGAUCCGUGACUCGUAUAUGCACCCUCAGUUUGUUUCUGAUGUCAUGAAGCCUCUUCAAAUCGAGCAGUUAAUGGAUCAAGAAGUCGUCAAUCUUUCUGGUGGUGAAUUGCAAAGAGUUGCUUUGUGCUUGUGUCUUGGCAAGCCUGCUGAUAUUUACCUGAUAGAUGAACCAAGUGCAUACCUUGAUUCCGAGCAGCGUAUUGUUGCUUCCAAAGUUAUAAAGAGAUUUAUACUACACGCUAAAAAGACUGCAUUUGUGGUUGAACACGAUUUUAUAAUGGCAACUUAUCUAGCAGAUCGGGUGAUUGUUUAUGAAGGGACACCGUCUAUUGAUUGUGUUGCAAAUGCACCUCAGUCUUUGUUAACCGGAAUGAAUCUCUUUUUAUCGCAUCUGACCAUUACAUUUAGGCGGGACCCAACUAAUUAUCGACCAAGAAUUAACAAGCUUAAUUCAACAAAGGACAGGGAGCAGAAACUUGCUGGAUCCUACUAUUACCUGGAUGACUAAGAUAAUCGAUUCAGUUUCAUGCAUGACAUUUGGGUAUUAUACUGUAUAAGCCGUCACUUGUAGACACUUUUGGUUAAUCCGCCAACAAGACCAGCAGAGGGUGGCUUCUUUGCUACUUGUUAAAUGUUUACAUUGCUUGUACUCUUUUCAUUACCUUUUGUUUUCUAGUUGUAAUGUAAUUUCCGGCUCAUGAUCACUGAUAAUUUUGAGGUGUUUGUUUGUUUGUUUGUUA